Messenger RNA from Procambarus clarkii (red swamp crayfish), 6122 nucleotides. NCBI's taxonomy places the organism in Eukaryota, Metazoa, Arthropoda, Malacostraca, Decapoda, Cambaridae. The record is from RefSeq and is a predicted model, not a curated record.
UCGACUCAUUCACUCGCCGCGAGAACUCCGAGGGGAGAGGAAGUGUGUCUCCGCUCCCCACACUUGUGACUGUGGGCAAGCGUGUGAGGUGGGGCUGUGAGGGAGGGCACGCCUUACCCUCUCUUAUAAACGAGUGACGGGGGAAAAUACCGCCCAGGAAAAGUAGUGCAAUUGAUAUUAGUGAAACAAAGAGUCCCCCCCCCCAUGAAAAUUUGAGGUGUAGUAGUUUCCCCUCAGGUUAUACUCUCCAUGGUAAUUCCGACGUAACAAAAUGGGGAACCAACCGGUAUGUGGUGGAGGACUUGGGCCGGUGGAGGAGCAAGGGUGAGCAUGCCCUGUGUGCUGGUGGUGGUCAGGUCGAGGUCCUCCUCCAAGGUCAGGGUGGGCAGCCGGCCUAUUGUACCUCAACCACCCCCUUGUCUCUACCACCAUCGUUAAUAACUAUCACUACCACCAAGACCACCACUCCAAGCCAAGAGAGAGUGUGCUUGUGGGAGGCUGGCAGAGACGGUUGUGCUCACACUGCUGCCCCGAGUGUGGCAGGGUGAUGGUCUGACUCGACCAGUGUGGUCAGGCCGGACACCACAGUGGUCACCCGGACUCUGGCCCAACCGUUAAGUCAUCUCACUGUCUUCCUGGGUGUGUGAGCAGCGAGUAUCGCACUAGUUAAGUGCGUGGAGGUGCUCCCCAGUAGCCUGAGUGUGUUCAUUUAAGUGUCAAAUAAGUGUUUUUUUGGGGGGAGGGAGGUGGGAAGCACUCACACCGGGCGACCAUGGCUCACCAACACCCUUGUUCCGUUCGAACGGAAUUCGAACGGGCGGCGAUUAUUUAAGUGGCAGUGAACGCACCGGGCCACCAUACAUCUCGCCAGAAAUUCACGGAAAACGGACCGCGGCCGUUUAGAUAAGGGAAAGAUGUACGAGUGGAGAUAAUGUGCCGUUGUUGUGUUGUAGUGUAGCCCGGCCGGGGUCUUCUGCAGCGGGUGAGGUAGCGCGCCGUGCCGCCGCACACGCUGGCCAACCGUUGUGACGUGCCUGGUAAGCGUCUAGACGUCUACCACCACCAUGUUGACUACGUAGACGUGUACCACCAGCACGUCAAACAAGUGAAUGGUUCCCGCAUAUACCAAAAUGAAGUGUUGUAAAUGAUGUGGCGAACCCUGUGAGUGUUGUGAAUAUUCGCUAAAGUGUGUAUAAGACCGAAGGAAGAGGAAGAUGGAGUGAGUCUGCGGAGAGGAAGACAUAAAGAGAAGAUAACGUGGUCUGUGAAGGACCAUGGGUGACGGGCCUCUCCUGCACCACCCAGGAUGGUGGCUCCUGCUUCACAUCUUCGCCCUUACACCCGGACACGAUGGACGGGUGCUGCCAACGGACAUCAGGCAACGGGUGUUUGACAACGGGACGCUUAUCAUCUCCCAGACCCAGCGGGACACGGAUGGCGGCCGCUACACCUGCCGCGCUUCCAACAGACACGGACACUCUGCCUCCAGGGACGUCACCGUCACCGUCACAGUGCCCCCGAAGAUCAUGCCCUUCUCCUUCGCCAACAACAUCCUGAGUGAGGGCAACCGCGCCUCCCUCACCUGCCAGAUCCUCGAGGGUGACCUUCCUGUCAGCUUCAGAUGGGAGAAGGAUGGGGGGCCAGUACCUAUAUACGAUGGCAUCACCACUCGUCUCUUGGAUGACUAUCAGACACAACUGGUCAUUGACCGUAUUUCCUCCCGGCAUAACGGCGAGUAUACCUGCCUUGCUUCAAAUGCAGCUGCCACCAGGCACUACACUGCCAAACUUACAGUUAAUGUCCCACCACACUGGGUGACGGAACCUCAGGACAGUGGAGCGGCACAAGGUAGCACGGUCACGCUCAACUGCCAGGCGGAUGGUUAUCCUUCACCCACUGUCACCUGGAAGAAGGCCAUUAUGGAUGACAAUGAUAGUAGUGGCAGUGGCAGCAGUGUGGGUGGCAGUGGUGGCAGCAGUGGACAAGGGGACUACCAAGAAUUAAUGUAUGGAGCACAUGUGGAAGUGUUUAAUAAUGGGUCGGUGGUGUUUAGGAAUGUUCAGAAGGCAAUGGAGGGAAAAUAUCUUUGCCAGGCACGUAAUGGGAUUGGCGCAGGACUCAGUAAAGUCGUCUACCUUACUGUAAAUGCUCCAGCACACUUUCCGGAGAAGAUGGGUCGAGUGGUAGUGAGACUGGGUCAGACAGCAAUGUUGCGUUGCCCAGCCCAUGGUGACCGCCCCAUAGAUAUUCUGUGGUCAGUUGAAGGUCGUCGCCUAGACCCUCAUGCUGAUCCUAGGGUCGAGGUGCGAGAGGAAUCGAUCGAGGAUGGACUUGUCUCCAAAUUAGCACUGACCUCGGCUGCAAGGACACACUCUGCGACCUACACGUGUCAUGCAGCCAAUGCGUUUGGUCGAGACACUCGAAACAUAGAGCUAGUUGUGCAAGAGGAACCCGAGCAACCCAAGAACCUACGGGUGGUGGAGACGCACAGUCGUCGGGUGAAGCUCUCUUGGAUGGCGCCCUAUAAUGGCAACUCUCCCAUUCAGAACUACCUCAUCCAGUAUAAGUUAGCAUCUGAGCCAUGGCCAGGUGUGCCAGAACAGCUGAGUGUGCCGGGGGACCAGACAGAAGGCAUCAUCCAUAAGUUGACCCCUGCUACUGCCUACCACUUGAGGGUCACGGCCCAGAACACUCUGGGGCUCGGCACUCCCUCAGAAGUCAUACAGGCUGCCACUGAUGAGGAAGAGCCAUCAGGGUCUCCUUUAGACGUGCGCGUGACUCCCGAGUCUUCAACAUCCCUGCGUGUGACGUGGGAGCCACCAGCCAGAGACUUGUGGAAUGGCAAUAUACUGGGAUAUUAUGUAGGGUACAGAACUCAUGCUCAUGCUGCUGACUACAACUUCCAGACUGUAGAGGUUGGAUCAGCAUAUGGUGGGAGUUCGACGUUAUCUGGGUUGCAGCAGUACACCAGGUACGAGGUGGUGGUGCAAGCCUUCAAUAACAGAGGUGCUGGACCACUCUCUACUCCUGUCAUUGCUACAACUGAGGAGGAUGCCCCCAGCUUACCCCCUGAAACAAUACGGUGUGAGGCAACCUCCCCACAGAGUGUGUCAGUAGCCUGGCGGCCGCCUCCUGUCAGGGGGCAGAAUGGCUUAAUUAAAGGAUACAGAGUGCUCUACACACCUGCAUCACAAUAUUCAGAUGAAGAAGCACAGGCAGAAACAGCAGCAGAAAGUACCAAUAUAUUUAAUUUGGAAAAGUAUACAAAUUACAGCAUUAGUGUCUUGGCUUACACAAGUGCUGGUGAUGGAGUGCCUUCCCAACCAAUAUUCUGCAGGACACUUCAGGAUGUGCCAGAUUCUCCAGCAGGGAUUAAAGCUGUUGUGAGCUCUUCCACUACCAUCCUCGUGACCUGGCUGGCUCCACUUAAGGUCAAUGGUGUCCUGACCAAGUACACUCUCUACAUGGCAGUCACCAGUAGUGAGCAGAGGAUGAGAGAAUUACCAUCACGAACUCUGGGCCCAGGAGAAACAUCUUAUGUUGCUGAGGGUGUGAGCACGAGAGACAAGUAUGAGUUUUGGGUAUCUGCUUCAACCCAGCGAGGGGAAGGAUUAGCAACUAAGAAGGUUGAAGUCCACCCAACAAGCAAAGUAUCAGCACAAAUUGCAUCAUUUGGAGGCCCACUGGAAGUUGCUUGGAAGGAAGACGUCCGCCUCCAGUGUCAUUCUGUUGGAGAACCGCCCCCAGACAUCACAUGGAAACAUAAUGGAAAGAAGAUUUUACCAACUGAUAGAAUUCAGGUACGACCCAAUGGAUCCUUGUUUAUUCGUGAUGUACAGAAGACUGAUGCAGGAAACCUCAGUUGUACGGCUGCCAACACUCAUGGUGCUGACAGCGUUACAUACAUACUUACAGUACAAGUCCCACCAGCCCCUCCUACACUGUAUGUCCAAGGUAGCUCAAGGGAUGCUCUUACUCUGCGCUGGAGCUUGAGGCCUCACCAUGCACCAGUCCGAGGCUACAUCAUGAAUUACAAGCGGGAAUAUGGGAAUUGGGAAGAGGUGGAGCUUCACACAGCGAGGACAACCCACACCCUGUCGGGUCUCGUCUGUGGCUCCCGGUACCAGUUAUAUGUGACAGCUUAUAACAAGGUGGGCACUGGCCUGCCUUCAGAGAUCCUCACCACCUCCACCAAGGGUUCAGAACCUGUGGUGCCGAGUCGAUCUCGCCUCUUGGACGUCAACUCCACAUCAGUGUUGGUGCAUCUCAGUACAUGGGGUGAUGGAGGAUGUCCUAUUCUCUAUUAUGUCAUAGAAUAUCGUGCUUCCUCGUCCAGGGAUUGGAUUUCUGUAGCCAACAAUGUUGCUGCCAAUGAAAAAACAUAUGUGAUCCGGGACCUGACACCUGCCACACGUUAUGCUGUCAGAGUUACAGCUCACAACCACGCUGGUUCCAGUGUGGCUACAUAUGAUGUCAAAACAUUAACUCCUGAAGGAGUGUUGUUGCUAGAUGAAGAUCCCCCCAAUGGAGGAGUAGCCUCGCCGCCCCUCUACCAGGACCUGAGGGUCGUCAUACCAGCAGCAGUAGUAGUGGUCAUUGUCAUUGAGGUCAUCAUGGCAAUUGUAUGUGUCUUCAGGAGGAGGAAGAUGCGUGAGCGAGGAGGCUCAGGAGGGAUGGCAGAGUCUCCCUCCACAGCACAAAUACAGAACCAGCAGAACCAGCACCAGCAAUAUUCCGCACUCCCCGUUACCACACCAUCUACCCAAGAUACUGCCACCAAUAAGGAAUCAUCUGGUAAUGGAACAGUUGAUGAUUACAUUGAGGACAUCUGCCCAUAUGCAACCUUCCAGCUGCCAGCAGUGCCAAAGAGUCACUAUGGGGAGAGUACAGACUCAGGCAUUGUCUACUCUGGACCAUAUCACUCUGUCCAAGGUGCUUUUGUGUAUCAUGAUCCCAAGAGGACCACAUUAGAGACUUUUCCAUUAAGACAUCAAAAAGAACCAGAGUACACCAAAGUGAGGAGAAAAGGCAGAAGAGACCCUCACGUAGAGAGCACAGAGUCUGACAACCUAGGCAGCACAGACUCUGAAGUGAAAAAAAUUCUCUCUCUCCAUAUGCCCAUUAGUGAGUAUGAUACUUUAGGGAGUGAUUCAGAAGGUCCGGGAACCAGAGAUUCUCCGCCAACCUUUGCCGAGUCUGCAGGCUUGGCGCAUGCUCAUAUCCAUGCCCACCCUGCCCACAGCAGCAGAUCGUGUCCUGAGUCUGCUAUAAGCCAAAUUCGCAGUAGCACUGAUAUAUUCAAACACCGAGUUAGGAGUAGACAACAGGAACCUAUUAAGUCCCAAGAGAACAGCAGCUCAUCGACCGACACGUCUAGUUCAGGUCGACGAGCACACCCGAGGAGGGGCAAGAAAUCCACUAAAAGACAGAGCCGCUCUGCUUCACGCACAGGCUUUGAGGAAACUUCUUUCAGCCAUCCCCCCAGUGAGAGACUUCCUCCUAGUGAGCGCCUUUCUGCUUGUAGGCCACCUCCUCCGCCGCCCCCUCGUGGAUUUUCAGACAAGAGAGUUGAGUUCAGUGAAACAGAAUGUGAUCGUGCUAACAAACGAGGGGCAGCUGGACCAUCUUCCAAGUCUCACCACAUACAGAAGUAUUAUAAAGGAGCAAGACCUCGAGAAUCGGGAUAUCAGAUCAAUGUUUAGAACAAUAAACUGAAGCACAUUAGUGUUAACCAUUUGUUUAGUAACAGUAAACCCCCCAAGCAUUCUGAUUGAUAAUGCAAAGUCUAAUGGAGAAUUAGAUAAAAACAUCCUGGCUCAUCUACAUAGUGAUUAAUGAAUAUUCUGGAAGGUACUCAGGAUAUUGUCACCUGUUAUCCACCCUUCACGCAGUGAGACAGUGAGUGCCAGAUAAACCUUUGAAAAGUUAGCUCGAAACGUUCUGAGUUUCUUCUUAUUAUGUAAAAACGAAUUUGUUAUAAUGAAUGACAUAGUCAAGAAAGUUUUAAAGCUAGGUGAUGCAUCUCUAGGAGAACUUUGUUGAUAAUUUUGUUAUAAUUUAUUUAUUUCAUAGUUGAAUUUUGAGCACCAAAGGUGGUUAAACUCAUUAAAGUGUUGCAUAUU